Molecule: messenger RNA, 3494 nt
Organism: Candoia aspera
Lineage: Eukaryota; Metazoa; Chordata; Lepidosauria; Squamata; Candoiidae
Gene: KCND1
Product: potassium voltage-gated channel subfamily D member 1
Exons: 6
Coding region: 625-2547 (640 amino acids)
Biological process (GO): protein homooligomerization; potassium ion transmembrane transport
Cellular component (GO): postsynaptic membrane; neuronal cell body; voltage-gated potassium channel complex
Molecular function (GO): A-type (transient outward) potassium channel activity; protein binding
Source: RefSeq, a predicted model, not a curated record
CCUCCCUAAAGGUGAAUGUGUCAACUGAGCCCUUUCUCCUACCCACUACCCCAACUUGGGAUCCUGCCAUCCAUUUGCUCUGCCAACAGGAAGAAAGGAUCAGAAGACAAAGAACAGCAGAGUAAUACAAUUCACUGCUGGUUUCCAGAGAGGAGCAUCCACUGUGUUUGGUCUGCACAGAACCACGUGGUCAGAUUAAUCUGGCACCAGACAAACUAUGGAGAAGACCCCUGUCAGCUGCAUUACCUCUUUCUGAUUCCACAGUUCUUGAUAGUAUAGUAUCUUGAUCUGAAUACAGAGCUGGAAUACUGUUUGGCAGCAAGUUCUCUAAUACAUCCAGAUUUGUUGACAUCCACUGAAAAAAGCUGGGAUAUUUUUGCACAGGAAGAAAAAAACAUCACCAUCCUUAUUGGGAUAAAUACGUUGGUACACCUGGAUAUUUUAGACCGAACUAAUCCAUAUGGCUACAUUCCUACUGAGACCCUCUAAGUCACUGACUUGUGGUUGCAACUGACCAAGGUAAUCAACCGAAGAACUCUUUCAGGCGCCUUUCCAUUAGACAGCUCCUAUUUACCAAAAGUCUUAGAGCAUAGGCGGGUUGGAUGGUGAUACAGCUUACACAGUAUGGCUGCAGGAGUGGCAACCUGGUUGCCCUUUGCCCGGGCAGCAGCUGUGGGCUGGCUCCCGCUGGCCAAGAAGCCUAUGCCCAAGCCUCCUCUGGACAAGAAACGCCGCCAUGAUGAAAUCUUAGUGGUCAACGUUAGUGGCAAACGCUUCCAAACUUGGAAGAAUACCCUGGACCGUUAUCCAGAUACCUUAUUAGGCAGUUCCGAGAAGGAAUUCUUUUAUGACGAAGACAGCAAGGAAUAUUUCUUUGAUCGUGACCCAGAGAUGUUCCGGCACAUUCUCAACUUCUAUCGUACAGGCAGGCUCCAUUAUCCCCGCCAAGAGUGCAUACAGGCCUUUGAUGAAGAGCUGUCCUUUUACGGAAUCAUCCCAGAGCUGAUUGGAGACUGCUGCUUGGAGGAAUAUCGUGACCGCAAGAAGGAGAAUGCAGAGCGCCUGGCGGAGGACGAAGAGGCCGAGAUUGCCACAGACGCUGCCUUGCCACCAGAUAGCACAUUCCGCCAACAGCUCUGGAGAGCGUUUGAGAACCCCCACACCAGCACCAUGGCUUUGGUCUUCUACUACGUGACUGGUUUCUUCAUUGCUGUUUCGGUCAUUGCCAAUGUGGUGGAGACAAUCCCGUGCCGGCCACCUCCUGGGAAGAAGAAAAACCAGUCCUGUGGAGAUCGUUUCCCCAAUGCUUUCUUCUGCAUGGACACAGCUUGUGUCCUCAUCUUCACCUUUGAGUAUCUCAUGCGGCUUUUUGCCGCCCCAAGCCGGUUCAAGUUCAUGAAGAGCGUGAUGAGUAUCAUUGACGUUGUGGCCAUCAUGCCUUACUAUAUUGGGCUGGUGAUGCCGGAAAACGAAAAUGUCUCUGGGGCCUUUGUGACACUGAGAGUCUUCCGUGUCUUCCGCAUCUUCAAGUUCUCACGCCACUCGCAGGGCCUAAGGAUCCUGGGCUAUACUCUUAAGAGCUGUGCCUCUGAAUUGGGCUUCCUCCUCUUCUCCCUUACUAUGGCUAUCAUCAUCUUUGCUACUGUUAUGUUCUAUGCUGAGAAGAGCACAAAGGAGACCAACUUCACCAGCAUCCCUGCUGCCUUCUGGUACACUAUCGUCACCAUGACCACACUUGGCUAUGGUGACAUGGUCCCAAGCACCAUUGCAGGGAAGAUCUUUGGAUCCAUCUGCUCUCUAAGUGGGGUGCUAGUCAUCGCCCUCCCUGUACCUGUCAUUGUUUCCAACUUCAGCCGCAUCUACCACCAGAAUCAGCGGGCAGAUAAGCGGCGAGCUCAGCAGAAGGUUCGCCUGGCCCGAAUACGACUGGCCAAGAGCGGCACCACCAACGCUUUCCUUCAGUACAAGCAGAAUGGAGGCCUUGAGGACAGAGAUCCUGAUGCACAUGCCUUGGCAGUGCGCAGCCGAUCGGCUUUUGAACAACAACACCACCAUCUCUUGCACUGCCUGGAGAAAACUACAAGUCACGAGUUUACUGAUGAACACUCCUACAGUGAGUUUUGUCUAACUGAGCCCCUGGGCUACCGCACCAGCCGCAGCACCUCUCUCUCCUCCCAGCAAGGAAGCAAGGGAGCAUUAAGCACCUCCUGCUGCCCCCGCCGUAACAGGCGCCGCACCACCCGCCUCACCAACUCCACCAUGUCUGUGAGCCGUGCCAGCGCUCAAGAGCUGGAUAUGUUGCACAGCCAGAAAAGUACUGCCCCCCAGAGUCGCUCCACCUUGAAUGCCAAAACCCAUGACAACUUGAAGCUGAACUGUGACACCACCGACUUCACAGCAGCCAUUAUCUGCAUCCCCACCCCUCCUGCCAACACACCAGAUGAAAGUCAGCCUCCCACUCCUAGAGGCCCCAGUGGACCCGUACGCAAUUCCAGCCUCUCCCCUCCGUACCUUCUUCAUGAGACUGUCAAAAUCUCCUCCUUGUAAGAGGAGGCUGGGGUGGGGUUGGGUUGGUGGUCCUUUCUCUUUCUGGGGUCCCUCCUGGCCAACAGAGUCUUGCUUAUGAGCUGGGGAUGGGCUCUUCCACAUCAGUGUUCCACUCCACCCUUUUGCUGCAACCUGGAGAAGAUCAGGGGUAAUCAGCUUUCUUUUUCAGGGGUGAUAUUGGUAGCCACCAACACAGAAAGUUCUGACGUAAGAGGUGCCUGCCUAACUCCUAUACCCCAGCAGUCAAAGCCAUAGAGGAGAUGAGGUGGAUCCCAGAUGCUAUGCAACUUCGGAAGAGUGGAGUGAUGCAGGGAAAACUGGGUCACAGUAGUUGGAUCUCUGGGGUACUCAGGAACAUAUCCCAGCUAUGGGGGAGGGUUUUUUUUACCCCUGAGACAGUUUCACUAUACCAAACCUCUUGUCUCUGAAGCUGUGGACAAGGGUGAGCUAAGACAACUGCUUUUUGCUCUCUAACUCUAGAACUGAAGGGUUUAGACUCGAGAGCAGGAAAGGGAGCAAGGACUUUGGCACUCAUGGCUUUGGAAGAGAAGAUGUCUUGUGGUGGGGUUGUAAGUUUCCUACUUUAGUGUGGCCAGGGCUGACAAAUGGGUUGUAGGCUAAAUGUGCAGCCAGAAGGCUCAGAAAACUUAGGCUCUUCAAUUAAUUCUGCCCCAGCACAGUCAGGAAAGUGCUGUGCGGUCAUUAGAGCAAUGCCCCAUGGAUGCUUGCAAGACUGAAGUAGGGAAAUGAAAAGGGGAAAAAAGAGACGGAAUCAACUGAGCUUCCAACAAUUUUUUUAUCUCCUGGCUAAGCCAUGACAUCACUGGGGUGGAUGGAGCUUGUAAGUUUCCCCACAACCCCAGUUGCCACUUUUCUCUUUCUCUCUUUCUCUGCCCUUUUCUCUCUCUCUUUCUCUCUCUCUCCCCCCCCAAUACCUGUUGUGUCUC